Messenger RNA from Penicillium alfredii, 1413 nucleotides. RefSeq names its product putative transcription factor TFIIE complex alpha subunit. The record is from RefSeq and is a predicted model, not a curated record. The transcript has 4 exons. Lineage: Eukaryota; Fungi; Ascomycota; Eurotiomycetes; Eurotiales; Aspergillaceae. The coding region runs from base 1 to 1413 and encodes 470 amino acids. Gene Ontology annotation, cellular component: transcription factor TFIIE complex. Gene Ontology annotation, biological process: transcription initiation at RNA polymerase II promoter; transcription open complex formation at RNA polymerase II promoter.
AUGGAUCUCGCAAAUACGCUCAUUCGGAGCGUGGCGCGCGCCUUCUACGAGACCCGCCACAUCUUGGUAGUGGAUGCGCUCUUCCUUCACUCGGUUCUACAUGCCGAAGACCUCGCCUUCUUGAUGGGAAUGCAACAGAAAGACCUUCGCAAGCUCUGCGCCAGGCUGCGGGAGGACCGCCUCAUCGCAGUAAGCACUCGAGCCGAAAUCCGUGAUGGAUCGACCCGCCCUGUGAACCGUGAAUACUACUACAUUCCUCUGCACCCGGUCAUCGAUGCGAUCAAAUACAAGGUCUCGAAAUUGACCUCGACGAUCAAGGCGCAAUAUACGCCGAGUGAAGAACGAAAGGAAUACAUCUGUCUGCGAUGUGGAACCGAAUGGACGGAGCUCGACGUGCUGAGUCUGGUCUCCGAGGAAGGGUUCGAGUGUCAGAACUGCGGCGCGAUCCUGGAACGAACCGAGGAUGUCAAGGGAGUUGAGGGCAUCGACCGCACGGGCCACGAGAAAAACAGCCGACUCAUGGCACAACUGGACAGCAUGCUCAAGUUGCUGAAGCAGAUCGACUCGGUCGAGAUUCCGCCCAACGACUUCGACACCGCGUGGGAUCACAAGGUCGAUGUCCUCCGCAACCAGAGCAUACACCCGAUCCGCGCGGCGAUCGCAGUGCCUUCCAAACAGCCGAAUAUUAUCCGUGGCACCAUGAAGACGGACGAGUCGGCCAUCGAAAUUUCGCUUACAUCAACCGAGGAGAAGAGUGCUGCCGAGCAGGCCGAGGAAGUCGCUCGCAAAGCUGCCGUGGAGAAGCAGAAUGCUCUUCCAGUCUGGCACACGCAUUCCACUGUCGACGCCGAUACGCCUGGUACUACGCAUGUCAAGAGCGAGGCUGGCGUGACCGUGAAGCCAGACCUUGCCGAUGAGGACCAGAAGCCAGGCCUGGAUGCGUUGGACGACAAGGUUGCCGCCUACUAUGCCGAGAUGGAGCGGGAGAAGGCGUUACAGGCCCAGGAAGACGCCAGCAGUGCCGAAGAAGACUCGGAUGAAUUCGAUGAGGAAUUCGAAGAUGUCGGCGGUACUUCUGCCCCCAGUGGACCGAACACGCCUGCGACAGGUGGUCCAACCAGUGCGCCCGUACCUUCUUCUGGGGUAGCUGGAAUUAAACGUGAACACGACGCCGACUCCAGUCCUAGCGCCGCUCGGUCCUCCACAGGGACCCCGUCCUCGCUCGCCGACGACGGACCAGCAGCAAAGAGGUUGAAGGUUGAACCAGAUACUGCGGCUGAGCCGGCCAUCAAACCGGAUCCUGAUGCGAAGACCGAGCCUGCGGUGAAAGAGGAGGCGGUUGGCGUCUACAGCCACCUCACUUUGGGGUACAUCCCAACGUGGUUCUCUCUGGUGGGUGGCCACUGGACGUAA